Messenger RNA from Salmo salar (Atlantic salmon), 4376 nucleotides. Its product is annotated as solute carrier family 46 member 2. Gene Ontology annotation, molecular function: transmembrane transporter activity. The record is from RefSeq and is a predicted model, not a curated record. NCBI's taxonomy places the organism in Eukaryota, Metazoa, Chordata, Actinopteri, Salmoniformes, Salmonidae. Gene Ontology annotation, cellular component: membrane. Gene Ontology annotation, biological process: transmembrane transport.
GAAUGGGUCCAGGGUCGUGAUGAGCACAUUUCAACAGACUCCGGUGACAGUCCUUGGUGAAGUUUGGCGCCGGCGUCAGAGAAUUACACCGAGUCUGGUGGCUGUUGUUGUUUUGUCGGGACUAAUCAUGUUUCCACUGGAGACACUGCGUAAACGCAUCGAGCCAGUGGUCCUAUGUGCUCAAAUAGCAAGCGCGUUUUUCGACACCGGCUUACAGAUGGUAGUAAAAGAGCAAUGCGCCACUGCGACUGAUGCGCUGAAUCCAACCCCCAACGAGGAUAGCCGGCAGAAAGCUAUGUCCAACUUUUACAUGAUAUAUAAUAUGCUGUCCAAGUUCGUUCCGAUCCUACCAGCCAUUAUCUUAGCCAGGGUAGGGGAUCUGGGGUACCGUAAGAUCCCCAUCGUUAUCCCUCUGGUGGGUUACCUGGUCUCCAGAGUGGUCUUACUCCUGGUCAUACUGAUGGAGCUCCCGGUACAGGUUAUGUUCGGUGGGGUGGUGGUACACGGACUCAGCGGCGGGUUCUGCUCUUACUGGGCCGGGAUCAUGGCCCUGGUGUCGCUCACCUCCACCGAGGAGGACCGCUCUCUCCACAUGAUGCAGAUGGAAUUGGUCUAUGGCAUAGCUGGACUUAUAGGUAGUUUGGUGUCUGGGCACCUCUUCCAGUUGUACAGUGUAGAUUUUAAACAGGGGACUCUGUUAGUGAGCCUGAGUGUCUUCCUCUACUUUGUGUGUCUCAUCUACACAAUUUUUAUCUUUCUAAUGCCAACCGUCUCGCCAAGCGCACAAGAGCGCAACGAGACCAACGGUAUCGACACGCCAUAUUCCAAGAAUAUUCGGAACAUUCUGCUUCUUUUUGCGGGUGGGAUUCUAUAUGACGUGGCGGUGGGAGGAGGCAUGGAGAUACUGAUGACCUUUGAGAUGAAGGAGCCACUAAACUGGAACGCCACCCAGGUAGGCUACGGUAACGCCGCCGGGUUCCUGGUCUUCCUGACCAGCUUCCUGGGCGUCAUGGUAAUGUCCAGGUGGGUGAGUGACGUCACCCUCAUCAUCAUCGGCAUGGUGUCCUUCGCUGCCGGGAUCUACUUCAUGGCCUUCGUCACGGCAACGUACAUGUUCUAUCUGGCACGAGCCCUCACACUGUUCGCCCUGAUUCCCAUGCCCACCAUCCGUGCCCUACUGUCUAAACAGGUCAACGGCUCGUCAUAUGGGAUCACCCUCAUCUCACUGCAGCUGACCUUUAAGAUCGCCAGCCUGGCCUACACUCCCAUCUACACCAAGGUUUACCAGGCUACGCUGGGCUGGUUCCCUGGGUUCGUCUUCACCCUGUCCAGCAUCAUCACUGUCCUCGCCACCAUACCUGUCAGCAUGGUGGGCUGCAGAGCUGGCCGGGCUGAUGGUUAUGAAAGGAUCCAGGGGGACUGAGGGUGGUGAUGUCAUCGUGUCACCAUGUCAGGCUAUGAGACAAUACUGGUGGUGAACUGUGAAUGUUGGGGAAACUGCAUUAUAAUGAGCCUUGGAUUGAAUCCCAGCCUGAGACUGAGCCAAUGGACAUGAACUGACAGGGUAUUAAUGAGAAGAGUGUUGACAUUCUCCAGAGGUUGACUGGUCCACUGCCUACUACCCAUGGCCUUAAUAUAGAAUAAGUAUAGACUGGUCCACUGCCUACUACCCAUGGCCUUAAUAUAGAAUAAUUAUAGACUGAUCCACUGCCUACUACCCAUGGCCUUAAUAUAGAAUAAUUAUAGACUGAUCCACUGCCUACUACCCAUGGCCUUAAUAUAGAAUAAUUAUAGACUGAUCCACUGCCUACUACCCAUGGCCUUAAUAUAGAAUAAUUAUAGACUGAUCCACUGCCUACUACCCAUGGCCUUAAUAUAGAAUAAUUAUAGACUGAUCCACUGCCUACUACCCAUGGCCUUAAUAUAGAAUAAUUAUAGACUGGUCCACUGCCUACUACCCAUGGCCUUAAUAUAGAAUAAUUAUAGACUGAUCCACUGCCUACUACCCAUGGCCUUAAUAUAGAAUAAUUAUAGACUGAUCCACUGCCUACUACCCAUGGCCUUAAUAUAGAAUAAUUAUAGACUGAUCCACUGCCUACUACCCAUGGCCUUAAUAUAGAAUAAUUAUAGACUGAUCCACUGCCUACUACCCAUGGCCUUAAUAUAGAAUAAUUAUAGACUGAUCCACUGCCUACUACCCAUGGCCUUAAUAUAGAAUAAUUAUAGAAUAAAUCAUCACAUAAUGUAUGCCAUUUAGCUUUCAGUUACGUAUGGGUAGCGGUGCAAGCUCCAGGCUAUACCGACUGAGGCACACACUUCUUCUUGUGGUCACUGUCAAGACAAGAUGAUUGUACUAUAGUUUCUAAAGACAAGCUGUCACACCAUGAUCUGUUUCACCUGUCUUGUGCUUGUGUCCACCCCCCUCCAGGUGUCGCCCAUUUUCCCCAUUAUCCCCCUGUGUAUUUAUACCUGUUUUCUCUGUUUGUCUGUUGCCAGUUCGUCUUGUCUUGUCAAGCCUACCAGCGUUCUUCCCAUACUCCUGUUUUCUCUCUGGUCCCUGCUUUAUAGUUUUCCCGGUUUUGACCAUUCUGCCUGCCAUGACCGGCGUUCUGUACCUUGUGACACUGCCCUGGAUUACUGACCUCUGCCUGCAUCUGGGUCUGAUCCUGAGUUCUGAUCAUACGAACUGGCCACUAUCAAACCUCAUGUCUCAAAUGUGUCAAGGAUUAAAAAUCCUUCUUUAACCGGUCUCCUCCCCUUCAUCUACACUGAUUGGAGUGGAUUUAACAAGUGACAUCAAUAAGGGAUUAUAGCUUACAUUUACAUUUUUGUAAACAUUUUUAGUCAUUUAGCUCUUAUCCAGAGCGACUUACAGUAGUGAAUACAUACAUUUCAUGCAUUCUUUUUUAUUUAUUUUAAUUUUUUGUACUGGCCCCCCGUGGGAAUCGAACCCACAACCCUGGCGUUGCACACGCCAUGCUGGCGUUGCAAACACCAUGCUCUACCAACUGAGCCACAGGAAAGACAAGCUUUCACCUGGAUUAAGCUGGUCAGUCUAUGUCAUGGAAAGAGCAGUUGUUCUUAAUGUUUCGUAUACUCAGUGUAUGUCGCAAGUAAAAGCCUUGGGUGGCGAGUUGAUAUGAUUCCAAGUCUGGAAGGUUAAAACCACUCUCAGAUUUAGGGACAUGUAAAACUUUCCAAUUUAUUCUAUGAGUUUUAUAUGAAGUCUGUCAUGGCUGGGUUUACUUUUGUAAAGAAUGUCUUCGGUGGGGUAAUUGGUACUCCCAUUAAAUCAAUAUGAAAACGUUGGGAGCCAUGCCAUUCUAAAGAGGUGUAUUCUACCUGUAAGAUUUAUGGGGAGCUUGUUCCAUUUAUCUAGAUCUGCUUUCAUUUUUUUUGAGUAAUGAGAUAAAGUUAUCUUUCUAUAUAUUUGUUGUUUGUUGUCACUUAUUAAGCAUUCUAAGUAUUUCAUCUUUUUUGUAGCAUACUUAAAGGUUUGCUGUAGAUUUUUCCUAUUGACAUUAUUUCCACGUUCAUUUUAAAUCCUGAGAUUUUUGAGUAUUACGGAUUUGUUUUUAACAAGGGGGGCAUUGAGUUUUCACUAUUAGUCAGGUAUAUCAGGAGAUCGUCAGCAGACAAGUUUAGUUUAUAUUCAUGUUUACCAAUACUGAUACCUGUUACGUUUGGAUCCUGUCAAAUUCUUACUGGAUGUGGUUCAAUUGCCAGUGCAAAAAGGAAGGGGGAGAAGGGACGUCCCUGCCUUGUACCCCUUUCUAAAGAAAUGUAAUCAGAUAAUGGAUUCGUUUUGUAUAUUUUAGCUUUAUGAUUUUUGUAUAAUAUUUGUAUGAAAUUUAUUAUUUUAGCUGGAAAGAUGAAUGCUUCCAAAGUUUUUAAUAUAAGAGGCCACACAAGACAGUCAAAAGCCUUUUCAGCAUCAACAUUCAUUGUUGAUAAAUCUUGUUUUUUUUUGCAUAUUGUAUUAUACUAAAACAUGUCAUUGUAUUUGUUUGUAAGCCUUUUUUAAUAAACCCUUAAUAUGAAUCAAGUACUUUUGCCAUUCUGUUGCUUAUAAGUUUUGUUAUUAUUUUUAUUGUUGCCAAUUUAUAAAAAUGAAUCUUUAAUCUGCAGGGGAAUCUGGUUUUAAUAUGACUGAAAUAACCGUUUGAUACAUGGAUAUUGGAAGUACUGAAUUGAGUGUUGUCAAUUAUUUAUUUUCAUAUCUGCUGAUAAUUGCUUCAGGGUUGUUGAGUCUAAGAAGGCUAUCAGAUCUGUUAUUUAAUUCUGAUUUAUAUUGAUUUUCAUAGAAGCUUUUAUAUUUUAUAUUGUUAUUAAUAGCGUUGUUUCUAAUUAAAGCAUUUGCAUCCUUUUAAAAAUUA